Fusarium pseudograminearum CS3096 is the source of this 798-nucleotide messenger RNA. RefSeq lists its product as uncharacterized. Gene Ontology annotation, molecular function: 8-oxo-7,8-dihydroguanine DNA N-glycosylase activity. Gene Ontology annotation, cellular component: nucleus. The transcript has a single exon. The record is from RefSeq and is a predicted model, not a curated record. NCBI's taxonomy places the organism in Eukaryota, Fungi, Ascomycota, Sordariomycetes, Hypocreales, Nectriaceae. The coding region runs from base 1 to 798 and encodes 265 amino acids. Gene Ontology annotation, biological process: base-excision repair; base-excision repair, AP site formation.
AUGGCCGCGCACCCUUGGAAACUGACACUGUACCAGGUGCACAAGCUGUGCCGACAUUACGGUCCCUUUAUUGCCCAUGUUGGAGACGAAGCCUUUCAUGACUUUCCAAGCCCCCAAGCUUUGACUGGCGAUAGCGUGGAAGCUCAUCUCAGAACUUUAGGAUUUGGCUAUCGGGCCAAGUACAUCGCCGAAACAGCAAGGAUCGUUGCCAAUGAGAAGCCCGAAACCUGGUUGGAAAGCCUUCGAAAUCCUGAACACCCAGGCUUCAAUACAACGCCGGUACCUAGAGAGCAGCAUGCAACUUACAAAGAAGCACACCAGCAGCUUUUGACACUAAAAGGUGUUGGACCAAAGGUUGCCGACUGCGUAUGUCUUAUGGGCCUUGGAUGGGGAGAAGCAGUCCCGGUUGAUACGCACGUUUGGCAAAUUGCUCAAAGGGACUACAAGUUCGGCAAGUCAAAAGUAAAGACACUCAACAAGGCUACAUACGAUGCUGUUGGAGAUCACUUCCGAAACCUGUGGGGAUCUUACGCCGGUUGGGCCCAUUCAGUCCUCUUUACUGCUGACUUGAGAGAGUUUGCGGCUCAAGCUGCGAAGGAGGAGGGUGAGCCCACCGUGAUCAAAAUAGAGGUGGCAUCUUCUCAAGAACACACCCUCAAGAGGACCAAGAAGACGAUUACUAUAACCGACAGCAACACUGAGGUCAAAGAAGAAAGCCCGAUUGUCAUUCCCAAGGAUGAGCAAGGAGUUGAAGAGGUGAAGCAAAUGAGGAGAUCAAAGAGGCUGCGUACUUCGUGA